AAUGGAGGACAUGAAAUGAACUGAUGUCGUGAACUUCUUACUGUAGGCGUCUGUAUUUUACCUGUCAGAAUGUCUGAGACAAAUAGAAAAGCAGAGUUGGAGAGGAAAAAGGCUCGCCUUGAGGCGAUGCGACAAGAGAGACAGAGGAAAGAAGAAGAAAGAAGGAGAAAAAACAUAAAGACUGAAGAUGUGGCAACAGCAAAAGGUACAGGUGGAAAGUCCCAGGAUGUCGAUCAGCUCUUCAUGGAGUUGGGUCUCCCUCCAUCUGCUCCUAAGGGACGUGAAGUACCCUCCACAGAUUCAUCAGCUACAAGCACACCUAGUCACAGCAGUAGUCAUGAAGGCGAGCAGUCCGCAGCUCCAGUUACGCAGACUGUCACCUCAGGUCAAAAAUCUAAGGUGAAGUUGUCCGUGUGCAAAGUUUCUGAGACCAACAUCUUACCAAAAGAAAUGGUUACGUACAGCAAGGAAACUCAGACAAUUGUUACAGAACCAGCAGAAAGAGAUGCUCGCUCCCGGGAUUACUACGGCUCGCCAAGGUACGGCUCCCCACGCUAUGGCUCUCCAAAGUUUCAUUUCCCACAUUUGGAAUGGGAUGAUGAGUUUGAUGAAGUUCUUGUUUAUGAUGAUGAUGGGCGUACAGAUGAUGAUGCUGACUCGCUGGAUGUGACGGUCAGCUCUCCUCCUGUCCAGCCUCAUAAGAUGCCUCACGUAGAGAUGGUCAAGCCGGCGAUGACCGAGGCUGAACUCCUGGCUGCCCAGAAGGAAGCCCUGGAAGUAAAAUUGCGUGACAUGACUGAUGAAGAGAGAAAGCAGAUAAUAAAUACAGAAGAGUUCCAGUCUUUCUUCAUGAGAACAUCUCGGAUCGUGGAGCGGGCUCUGGCUGAGGAUCUGGAUAUAUUCACCGAUUAUUCUGCUGGAGAUGGUGAAGGCAAAGAUGAUGAUCAGCUGGCUGGGGAGAGGUUAAAGCUGAACCGGGACUUUUAUGAUGAAAGAUGGUCCAAACACAGAACAAUAACAAGCAUGGAUUGGUCCACUCAGUUCCCAGAGCUACUGGUUGCCUCGUACAACGCUAACGAGGACAUGCCACAUGACCCAGAUGGCGUAGCUCUUGUCUGGAAUGUCAAGUUUAAGAAGACCACUCCUGACUAUGUGUUCCAUUGUCAGUCUGCUGUAAUGUCUACCUGUUUUGCCAAGUUUCACCCUAACCUGGUAGUUGGUGGUACCUACUCUGGGCAGAUUGUGCUCUGGGAUAACCGUGUGAACAAACGUACUCCUGUUCAGAGAACACCCCUAUCUGCUGCUGCACACACGCACCCUGUCUACUGUGUUAAUGUGGUAGGUACACAGAAUGCCCACAACCUGAUCAGUGUCUCCACUGAUGGCAAGAUCUGCUCGUGGAGUCUGGAUAUGCUGUCUCAGCCACAGGACAGUAUGGAGUUGAUGCAUAAGCAAGCUCGGGCUGUGGCUGUCACCUCCAUGUCCUUCUUGUCAGGGGACGUCAAUAAUUUUGUUGUUGGAGGAGAGGAUUGUGUGGUGUACUCGGGCUGUAGACAUGGCAGUAAAGCUGGUGUGAAUGAGGCCUUUGAGGGCCACCAGGGACCAAUCACAGGGAUUGACUGUCACACAGUACCUGGCCAGAUCGACUUCUCUCCUUAUUUCCUAACCUCUUCCUUUGACUGGACUAUCAAGCUGUGGAGUAUAAAGGAGCAGAAACACAUCCACUCAUUUGAGGACAACAGUGAUUAUGUGUAUGAUGUUCAGUGGUCUCCCAUCCACCCAGCCCUGUUUGCCAGUGUGGACGGUAUGGGCCGCCUGGAUUUGUGGAACCUUAACAGUGAAACAGAGGUGCCGUCAGCCACGGCGGCUAUGGAGAACACAGUGGCUCUGAAUCACUGCCGCUGGCAUGAGAGUGGCCAUCAAAUAGCGGCCGGAGACGACCUGGGGCGUAUCUAUGUGUAUGAUGUCGGAGAGCACAUUGCCAACCCUAAAGGGGAUGAAUGGAGCAGGUUUAAGAACACGUUAAUGGAACUAAGACAGAAUGCUGCCGAGAGGGAAGAAGAUUCCUUAUCUCAGUCAAGCUUGGGCAAGACAUCUACCCCACUCAGAUAAUAGUCUGGAACGUUUUACAACUUAAAUCUCUAUAUUUCAUGGAAAGAAUUCUCGUGCACGUUAACUUAAAGUGACUGAGAUGUUUUCAUCGCUUGGUUCUGGACUCAUGAGAUAUGAAAUCAAUGCUAAAAGUUCUCUUACUGAAGUGUGAACAACCUCAGAUAGGAAGAAGUGCUGCUUAUCUAUUGUGAGGUUUUGGUGUGGAGGCGAGUAGGAACCACCUAUGCUCAGUUUCUUCCAAUAUUGUUAAAUUCUUAUGAAAUGUCUGGGCUACAUUGAAUUAUUAAAAAAUUUGAAAUUGUCAAUAGAGCCUGUCUAAUAAACACUUGUAUAUGAGAAAGUAUUUCCCCAUUAUGUCAUGCUUCAUGGUUUGAAUAUUUGUCUCUACCGUUGUCAAUAGCAUGUAAUGUUAGGCAUUUGGAAACCUCAAGUCUAAUGUGAUUGUUAAAGCAACUGGUUAACCUUUAUGUGUACCCUCUUUUCUUUUUAAUCGUUAUUUAUUUUGUGGAAUAUUUGCAGUAAAAUUAAAAAGAGUAGGUGUUACAUAUUCUGCAAAAGUACAAACAUGUUUUGUUCCAAUGCUGACCACACCAAAUCAUGAUUGACAUCAUUAAAUGUAAUUGCAUGCAGAAAAUGAUAACAAUCACGUAGAGCCUUCACAGGAUCCUAAAGUUUUGUGUCAUCUGGUCUAGUGUCUAGUAAGGCAUGGGAAAUGAAACCAAUAGUUUGCUACAUUCUUUUCUGUUAAUUAAUGGUGGCUUGGAGAAUGUAAACAAAGAUGCUUGUGGAUUGGUGAAUAUUAUAUUUAAGAGAAUACAAAUGCUUUAAAACUUUA
Messenger RNA from Liolophura sinensis, 2947 nucleotides. RefSeq names its product cytoplasmic dynein 1 intermediate chain 2-like. Gene Ontology annotation, cellular component: cytoplasmic dynein complex. The transcript is spliced from 17 exons. Lineage: Eukaryota; Metazoa; Mollusca; Polyplacophora; Chitonida; Chitonidae. Gene Ontology annotation, biological process: transport along microtubule. Bases 70 to 2112 code for a protein of 680 amino acids. The record is from RefSeq and is a predicted model, not a curated record. Gene Ontology annotation, molecular function: dynein light chain binding; dynein heavy chain binding.